Messenger RNA from Oryctolagus cuniculus (rabbit), 6924 nucleotides. Lineage: Eukaryota; Metazoa; Chordata; Mammalia; Lagomorpha; Leporidae. The record is from RefSeq and is a predicted model, not a curated record.
GGGGUGGAACGCGGGGCACCUGCGAGAGUCGUUUCGCGCCUCGCGGCUCCGGCGGGCGGCCGCGGGCGCCGAGCGGUGCGGGGCGCUGUGGGCUGCGUUCCGCGCCUCGCUCUGGCCGACGCGGUGGUCCCUGGAGUCGGCUGCGGACGAGGGCACGGUCGCGUGUGCGGGUCCUGCCCGAACGUGGAGGAAGGGAUUGGUCAGCGCGUUGGCGCGGUUUGGCUUUCUCCAAACAUUGGAGCGGUCUGGCUGCCGGGAGCGGCCGGGUGUCGCCUUGUGUUCCUCGAAGGGGCGCGGGGCUCAGCCCUCUUCUGGGCGACCCGUGCCCUAUGCCGUAGGUCGAUGGCAAAGGCAAUGCCUGUGCCUUGGGUACGUCACCUUCAGAAAACUUACAAAUGGUAUAAUAUCUGUUAAAAUGUGUAUCAUGGAGAGUAUGUGUAUACCUAAAGGAAUUAAUUGAAAUUUUACACAUUUACUGAUAAACCGUAGCACAGUUGUGGAUAGCUUUACUAGCUGAAGUGUGACAAACCUGUUGAUGUGCAAAAAGCUGCCUUAAAAAGAAAUGUGUUUAAAAUGUCUUUAAUGUCUAAAAAACAAGUUUUAAACCAGAUGGCUUGUUGCUUUUAUGUUAUCCGGAACUUAGUUUGCUAUCGUCGAAGAUGAAUGAGUCUCAUUUUAAAUAGACUCGUUUUUGCCGGAUUUUGAAUUUAUACAAUGAAAUUUGUUACUUUUGCAUAAUCCAGUCAUAGUUGAGCCUCUCAGAAAAGGUUGUAGAAUCUGCAAUUAUUUACUUUCUGGGAAGAGGUGAAAAGACAGAAAUCGGCAGGCUGCUGGGUACUUACCCAUGUCCUUUUGUCCUGCACAGCCCUGUGAAGUAGGUAUUAUUCCCACCUCAUAGGUUAGCAGAUGGAGACACAGGUUAAAUAUCUGCCUAAAUUGAAAUGGAAAAGUUUGUAGUCUGGACCCGAAUUUCAAGUGUUUCUGACAAAAGUCCAGUUCCCUGCAUCAUGCCAUGGUACUUGAACGAUAUAACUAUUUACAAGAAAAGCUUGUUAGUUUCCCAAUAUCCAGGUGCAAUGUGAGUGAAAAUGACGUGCUAUGACUCUAAAAAUGUGCUCUCAGUGUGUUCUGUGAUAUAUGGUUUUGAUGGGCAGAUGUGAUUACUCAAUACCUACACCCAACAGUGGAUGUCCUUGCUAUCUCUGUCACUCAUUGGUCCAAGCAUGUAAUUAUUUAGUCCUCAUAACUCCGUGAGGUUUUUACAGGCUUUAAAACCAUGAAAGCACAGACAUGUUAAGCAUGUUGUCCUAAGUCAUACAGCUAAUGAGUGGGGGAGGUGAGACCAAACCCAGAUAUUCUGGACACAAGCCUAAGGUUUUAACCCUAUUUGAUGCUGACUCUUAUGUAACUAGACCUCUGUGACAUUUUCCUUAAAAGUAUUAAAUUUGUAAGUUCGCUCAUCAUAUUGGGGGACAUCCAGAUGGGGAGAUGGUUGAUAGGGUGUCUUUGCUUUUGGGUGGUAGAACUUGAAUUAAACCUUGGUGUUGAAUACCUUGUCCCCAGUGGAGAGACAGCUAGAUAGUGUGUGCUGAGGCUCAAAGAGUGCAGGAUCAGGGUUGAUUUGCAAAUGUGGCACAGAUGUCGGGAGUCCAAGGGGAGACUCGGUGCAUACUGCUCUGUGUCUUUGGCCACGUUUUUUGUUUUGUUUUGUUUUGUUUGUUUGUUUGUUUGUUUUUGGACAGUUUUGAGAAUGAUACAAGCAGGGAAUUGUUGGAGUAUAAGAGCUUGUAAAUGGUAGUUGGCAAAUUUUGUCUGCAAAAGUCCAGGUAUAUGAGACUUUGAGCAAGAGGGCAAGUGGUAAGAGGUGACCUCUGCAAGGUGAGCAGAGUCCUCGUACAUAAGCAGCUUGCAGGCCACGAUAGCAGUUUGUAUUGUAUUGUGCUGUCGUUACAGAAGGGAUUCCAGGUGAUUUUGUUGUUUAAAAUGUUUAUUUGAGAGAGAGAAAAUGAGUGAGCGACUCUACUCCUGUCCACUGGUUCACUCCCCAGAUGACCACAACAUCCAGGACUGGGCCAGGCUGAAGCCAGCAGCCGGAAACUCCAUCCAGGUCUCCUAUGUGGGUGGCAGGGGCCCAACUUACUAGAGCCAUCACUUCUGCUGGCCAGAAUCUGGAUGGGAUGUGAGCAUCCCAACUGCUGACCUAACCACUAGGCCAAAUGCCCACCCCCUAAACAGUUUUUUAUAAAUUGCUUUCAAACCUUUAAGCCAUAGAAAUUCUGGUGGUAUGUAAACUUUUUCAGAAUAUAGAAAGAAAUGGAAGGCUUCCCAAUUAAUUUUGCAUAGGAAUUUGAUGCCAAAUUUUAAUAAUAAUGUAUCAAUAUUGGUUGAUUAACUGUGAGAAAUGUGUCAUUGUCACUACUGGAAGAUCAUUGGAUAGAGAUGCAAACAAUUUCUAACUAAAAUACCAGUGAAUGCUGCUAUCCAUGAUCAGCAGGGUCCCUCACCCCAAGAACAUUAUGAAAGACAUUAAUAUGUUGGGUCAGUAGAUCAACAGAUAAAAAUCAUUUGAUCAUCUGAUAUCAAAGGUCGUUUGGCAUUAUUUAUUAUUGUUUCUGGUUUUAAAAUCAUGUGCAGGGCCGGCAGGAUACUUCUUCAGUGUGCUGUAGAACACCUGGCUGGCCCUGGCUGGCCCUGACUGCCCUCCUUAGUAGAAAAGAGCUAGAGGUGACUCUGUAAAUGCAGAUACGGUUGUUUCUACUUGGUCGCCCCAUUGUUUCUGCUUGUAGGAUUUUAUCCAUAGAGAACCACUUGCACAGGUGCAAGACUGUUUUGCAGUGUUUUUUGUGAGAGCAAAUCUUUAAGGAUAACUUGAAUGUUCAUGAAUUGGGGACUGGUUAAAGUGUAUUUACAGGACAUGGUAUAUCUAAAUGUAUUGAUUUGGGAAGAUUUAUUCAACCAUAGAUUACUUUGACCUGUUUUUGAGCUUUAUAGCAGUUGAGUAAUGUGUUAUCUUUUAUGCCUAACAUUUUCAUUCAAAGUGUGGUUGUGAGAAUCCUCCUUGCUGUGUGCAGCAGUAGUUGGUUUGUUCUCAUCACUGUAAGUCUUCCUUCAUAUGUGUAUACUACAAUUUAAUUACUCAUAGUGUGUAUUAGUUUUAUAACCAGAAAAAAGUAGUUUAAAAGUAAAAUGUGCUUUGAGUUUCAGUUCAAAUUGAAGGUAUUUUGUUAACUUGAAAACUUUUAUAUAACAUUGAUCUGCAUUUAUCCAACUUGACAGCUAAUUCUCCCAGCUCCUUUUGAUUUCUUUCAUUUGGGUCUCUGGUGAUUAAUAUCUCCAGUGUAGAGUGCGAGGGAAACAGGAAAGAGCUGGAACUUGAAUCCCCGAAUUGUGCCCCUGCAUAUUGCUCUGGCUGGCCAAAGUGAAUUAGCUUCUCAUGCAUGUGCCCCCCUGAGUCACUGCACUACAAGCAUUCAGAUCUCCAGUGUAAGACAUGUGGUGGCAGCCAACGCCUCAUCUGAAUUCCAAAUUUCUGUGAUUUGGGACCUUAGCCAAACUGUCAAAUUGGAUUUUUUUUUUGGGGGGGGGCUCCUAUUUCACACGCAUUUUUUGGAUCUGAUGUAAAUUCAACAAAUAAGGCAAUGAUAAUUUCAGAGCUGGAAUGAGCCUUGGAGGUACGCUCAGGAUGCUCACCCCCGGCAGACAAGGAGGUGCUGUUUCUAAUGAUGUGCCCGGUCCACAGAGCAGUGGGGCCAAGCUGGAGCAGAGCCCUCGCUCCCAUUUGGGACGCCCACUGCCUCCUAAGUGCAAAGCCCUCCUGAGCUCCUUUCCCAAAGAGUUAGUUAGCCACUACACCCUCUAGUUCCUGCGGACCCAGCGUUUACCCCGUAGGCUGGCCAUUGCAGAGCAUGCAUUUGCCAACUGCGAGUUGGUGUUUGAUCUGGAUUCUUAUGCCUCGUCACGGGCACUGUAGCCUUUGGGUUUUUAAGGACUUGUUCUAAAUUGCUGUGCCUGCGUUCUUGUUUUGUCACUCUCACAUCCACCCAGGACUCCAAUCAGAGGUGGCAUUCUGAGAGCAUGUCCGUGUAAAGGUGACAUGGGUGGUAAGCUGUGAAGUAACUUCUGUAUGCAUUGCUUUUCAGGAGUAGAAGGUUUGCCAGUCUUAAGUGACCAGGCAGUUUCACAAAUCAAUUCUCCAGCGAGUUUAAAAAUAAUUAGGCCCAACUCAGAGGAAGUGGAUUCUCUGCUGUUGCACAAAAAUGAUGUCUAGCGGCGACAGUGAAAUUGAUGUGAUAAAGACACGAAUAUCUACUUGUGAUGCUAUGGACAAGGAGGAUAGCACUGUACUUUAUGCAUUUGAACCAAACCCUGCCUGUGUAAAGAAUCAGGAACCAGCUUUUAUGUCUGAGGCAGUGAGCCCCAAGGAGCAGCCCAAAACAAUGGUGGAUGUCCUGAGCCAUUGCCAGGUUAUAUAUGAUGCCAUUCAAAGCCUGGAAAAGAAGUGUGAUGUCAUUCAUGGAAAGAUCUCAAAAAUCCAUCGCCGGCGCUCCAGGAUGUUUUGGUGCAGUCGUAAGUCUCGUGGCUAUGCCUACAAGUGUUACGCUAUCCCGUUUUUUAAGAGAGUGAAGCUUCAGAAAAAGGAGAAGAAGGAGACUAUUGGUUCAUUCUCUUACCCUGUUAGUUACAGCCCCACUUUACCGGUGCAAAGGCCGGGAAAUGAUUCCCAGCUCCGUAUGUCAACAUCCAUUCCAUCUCUGGAUGACGGGGGCGACUCAUAUAUCAGGGAGCCCGAUGAGCCGGAGCCGGUCCUCAGGGAGAGUCCAUUUCCCUCCCGCUUCCCACGUUCAUACCCGCAAUAUUUCUCGGAUGAGCCCCUACCGAGCACUUCUGCUGCUGCUCCUCCCCGCUGUGGCAGCCCCGGGAGCCACAGCAUCGCCAGUAUCUUCUCUACACGGGCUUCUGCGCUGCCCCCUAGCAUCAUGGCCUCUGGCCAGCCUCCGCCACCUCCUCUGGAGACUAAACUUUCCACUUCAGGUGCCUGCUUCCCACCUGGUUUUGCUACAAGUUCACCAAUUGAACCACACAACAGUGUCUUGAAGUCAAACUUCACUGAUGAACCUUCAGGCUGGUCUGUGGAAGAAGUGAUCAUGUUCCUGAAACAAACAGAUUCUCAGGCAAUAUCUCCCAUCGCUGACCUCUUCAGGCAACAUGAAAUCGACGGGAAGGCUCUGCUGCUCCUCUCGAGUGACAUGCUGAUCAAGCACAUGGGGCUGAAGCUGGGCCUGGCCGUGAAGCUAUGCCACAGCAUUGAAAAGCUUAAAGAAGAAAAAUGCAGCAAGAUUUGAAAAAAAUGUAUAUUGGUUUAUACAUUUGGGCUUACCAGUUCUUUCUUGAAGUAAAAUCAUUUUUCUGCCCUUAGUUUUGUUUCAUAGAAGGUUUCUCUAAAAAUAUAUCCAUAUUAUAGCCAGAAUUUCAGAAAUAUGUUAUAGUCUAAUUUAAAAGCCACUUAGCAUGUUAGUUUCUGCAUAUUCAAAUAGGAAGUUCAUUCUUUGUCUUUUUAUUAUUUUCACUGAGUAGUUUACAAAUAUACUUUAUUCAUGGAACAGCAAAAACUAUUCCGUUUUGGUUCAUCCUUAUACACAGAACCAAAACAGCUAAAGAGGAAAUAUCGGGGACUGACAACUUUAUUGAUACUGAUAUUUUAUCUGACUUAUUCUGCAGUUUGCUCUUCAUAUUCUACAAGUUUCCAGAAAUAGUCAUUGAAGUUACUUUCCUUUCUAUUAUUAAUUAUCUAUGUUUUAAUUAAGAUUUAGGGGGAAAAUGAAUUAAAUUUAAAUUAAGAUUUAGAGAAAAGAGUACAUAGAGUUUUGUGAAAUAUUCUUCCACUUUUGGAUAGCUUAUAGAUAGAAUGGUUGUUUUAUGCAAGAGACAUUGCACUGUAAGGGGAUUUGGAUGGAGUCUGACUACAUUUUUCUUUCAAAGAAAGUACAUGUUUUAAAAUUGCCAUAUUACCAAACUUGGACGUUUAACAUUGUUCAGAUCUCUCUCUGAAGAUACCUGUAUAUGUCCAGAAUUUUAAAAGGUGUAUGUUUUAUCAUAUGUGUGUGUUCUUCAUGUGAGUACUGCUUCAUAUUUAUAUCUUAUUCUAUAUUUGACGUAUGCACACAAGUAAAUCUUUUACCAUUGAAAAUGGCACUUUGCACUGCCACAGAAGUAAGGAAGCACUAUGUAUCAGUGAGAGGUUUUUAUUCUGUAAAAUACGUGUGCAACAUCUGCUGUCCCCAGCACGUCUCUGCUUCCUCCUAGUUUUUCACUUCCUGCUUUGGGCUUUAUUUAAUAAGUUAGGACUUCAAAGAGGAACAUAGUCAACAGUAUUAUUUAGUUAUUACUCAUUAUUGCUUUGUGCUUAGCCUAUUAUCUCUUGUUAUUACAUCGUUUAACUAUAGGUGUAAUGUUUAUAAGCUAUGAGAAUUUGGUGCAAAUGGUAUUAAACUUCUGUUACAAAUGCCAGUAAAAUGUUUACCAGGGGAAAGAAUAUAAAUUUUCUUUAUAGAAACCAAAUGUAUUUUAUACAUGAAUGCAACUAUUUAAAGAAUGAAUUCAUCUGCUAGCUCUUGUAUAUGAGUAGCUUUUUCUUGUAUUUUAUCUUUGUUCAGAUUGUUUUGAUGAAGAUGCUGUGCCCAGCUGAAUAUUCCUCAGGUGUUUGUAUUAGGUACCAUCUUCCAAUUUUUGGAUUUUAAAAUAUAAUAAAGUUAACCACAAAAGUUACUGUCAAGGCCUCAGAUUUCAUUUCACUCUCUUGCGUUAAUGCAUAAAUUUGUUAAAAGUUGAACAAAGCAAUUCUAGCAAGUAUUUAGCAUUUUUAUGUCCAAAUGCAGGUUUUUGAUUGUACUCCCAGAUGCCUGGAAGCAAAGGGCUGAUCUCUCA